Molecule: messenger RNA, 1302 nt
Organism: Nicrophorus vespilloides
Lineage: Eukaryota; Metazoa; Arthropoda; Insecta; Coleoptera; Silphidae
Product: phospholipase A2 inhibitor-like
Exons: 2
Coding region: 157-1212 (351 amino acids)
Molecular function (GO): protein binding
Source: RefSeq, a predicted model, not a curated record
UGAUGCAACGAUAGAUCAUGAGAAAAUUCCGGCAAAAAAAUAAUAGCACAACAACAUUUCCAAUUCCAGUAAGAGAGGAGGAGGAGGGAUAAAAAGUUAUUUUGCUGUAGCUUGGAUAACCUUGGUCAAAGGUUUUUCGGUUCAUUCAUCGGCGAGAUGUUGUUCGGUGCGGUGCGCUUGAUGCUUGCAGCAGCGAGUCUCGUGUUGUUGUGCGACGCAGAUAAAGAAUGCCUAAAGACAUUCAUACACACGGAAGCGGUGGUGACCUAUGCACAAGAUCAGAAACGCAUCCUACUGAAUCAAUGCGCCGGAUCCGAGUUGCAGAACGCCAUCGAAAUCGAGGUCAAAGGGAAAGAGGUGCCUUCGGUGAAGACUGGAGCAUUCCGCGACAUCGACACGCUGAAGAAGGUCGCGAUGGUGGACUGCAAGAUAUUCCACAUCGAUCGCAACAUCCUGCUGAAUCUCCCCAACAUCAAGACGCUCCUACUCAAGCGAAACAAUUUCGAGAUUGUGCCUGAACUUGCGUUCGCCAAUUUAACGAGCAUCCAGCACAUCGAUUUGUCAGAGAAUCAUCUGAAAAACGUACAACACGACGCCUUCCGGGACAGCAAUAAUCUGGUCACCGUCAACCUCAACAGAAACAAGCUCACACACUACUACCCCAGCUGGUUCAAACCUUCGAGCGAAACCAUAGAGACGAUCGAUCUGAGUCACAACAAGUUCAAGUAUUUCGCGCGGUCGUCGUUCAAGGGACUCAAUAAACUGACGACACUCCUCCUAAAUAACAACCAGCUGAGAUCGUUGCAUCCGCAAUCGUUCGAGGAGGUGACAAGCCUACAGACGCUCGACCUGAGUCACAACUACAUCGCUGAGCUGUACAGACAGAUGACGGCGUCGUUCGCAAAGAGCAAGAUCGACCUGAGGCUGAACAACAACCAUCUGAAUUAUCUACUCGAAGAGACGAUGUCGCACGUGCAAUUCGGCAAGGUUUCCGUACACGCGAAUCCGUGGAAGUGCGCUUGCUACAAUAAGAUACUGACGUGGGCGGAAAAGUACAAGAACGACGUGCAAUUCGCCGACAACAGUUGCGGUGAUCGGAUGCCCGUCUGCAUAGAGCAGGAGCGCUUCCCGAAGAAGUGCACGCAGCAAAAGGACCCGAACAUUACGCAGCAGUACUAUUACAGUUACGAAAAGAUCGCGUGCAAUAAAUAAAAACACUUACAUUUUUCAAGUUUUUCGAUGAGAAGUUUUUGCUGCGCCAACUGUUUUUCCAGAAGCUCUUGCUUUCGCCGCCUCAGGUUG